Penicillium cinerascens is the source of this 1668-nucleotide messenger RNA. RefSeq names its product amino acid permease. Lineage: Eukaryota; Fungi; Ascomycota; Eurotiomycetes; Eurotiales; Aspergillaceae. Bases 1 to 1668 code for a protein of 555 amino acids. Gene Ontology annotation, molecular function: amino acid transmembrane transporter activity. The record is from RefSeq and is a predicted model, not a curated record. The transcript is spliced from 6 exons. Gene Ontology annotation, biological process: amino acid transmembrane transport. Gene Ontology annotation, cellular component: membrane.
AUGGUGCGGUCGGCGACGGAAUUUCCAGAUGGGAUUGAAAACACAUUAUCAACCACCCCUCAAGUGGACCACUACGAUGCUGAAAAGGGGAAUAACCUCAAAGACCCCGAUGGAGCGGGGGCUCCAGAGCUCGCAGAGGUGCAGGAAUUGCGACAGGGUCUCAAACAACGUCACAUCCAAAUGAUCGCACUCGCAGGCACCAUCGGUACGGGACUGUUCCUUGGCUCAGGUCGAGCGCUCGCUAAUGCAGGACCGGCGGGUAUUUUCAUGGGGUAUACGAUCAUGGGGAUACUGAUCUCCGGUGUCACACUAUCUAUUGGAGAGCUGAGCGCACUCGUUCCUCUUAGCGGAGGUGUCAUUCGGCCCGCUGCUUAUUUUGUGGAUCCGGCAUUCUCCUUCGCGCAAGGAUGGAAUGUUACGUAUCAGUACCUCAUCUCCAUCCCUGCAGAGAUAUCCGCAGCAUCGGUGAUCAUACAGUUCUGGAUUACGUUGAAUAAUGCAAUCUGGGUCACUGUCUUUAGCGCGAUUCUGUUCGCAACUAACAUCUUUUUGGUCUGUGUUUACGGUGAAAUCGAGUUCACACUUGCAAUUUUAAAAGUUUGCCUUAUUGUGGGUAUGAAUAUCAUGGGUCUUGUGAUCACCUGCGGUGGUGGCCCUAAUCAUGAAUCGAUUGGUUUUCGAUACUGGAAUAACCCCGGACCAUUCGUGCAGUAUUUAAAGGUCCCGGGAUCAUUGGGUCAGUUCAUGGGAUUCUGGACCGUGUUUAUUAAUGCAGCAUAUGCCUACUCCUCGGUAGAGACCAUUUCGAUGGCUGCGGCAGAGACAUACGCCCCACGACGGAAUAUUCCAAAAGCUGCAAAGCGAGUGUUUGUCCGAGUUUUGCUCUUCUACGUCAUCUCCAUCUUCAUGAUCACCCUGCUGGUUCCUUCAAAUGAUCCCAUGUUAUUGAGAAGCACAGGCACCGCCGCCCAGUCUCCAUUCCUUAUUGCUGCGCAGCGCGCAGGAGUCAAGGUGGUGCCCCAUAUUAUCAAUGCCAUCGUGCUUAGCAGUGCCUGGAGCUCAGGGAAUUCCACACUCCUCGGUGGAUCCAGAAUCCUCUACGGUCUAGCCCGCGAAGGCCAAGCCCCGAAAUUCCUCGCACGCACGAACCGCUGGGGUGUCCCGUAUAUGGGCGUUGUUGCAAUUGGAGUGUGGAUGGCACUGGGUUACAUGUCUCUCAGUUCUACGGCCGAGGCUGUAUUCACCUGGCUGCAAGACCUCGUUGCCUGCGCCCAAAUUAUGAGCUGGCUUGUGAUUUGCACUACCUAUCUACGCUUCUACUAUGCCCUGAAGAAGCAGGGUAUCUCGCGUAGCAGGUUACCGUGGGCUGCACCGCUUCAGCCUUAUGCGGCGUGGAUGACCUUGAUCUCACUGGUUAUCAUUUUGCUUACGGGUGGCUACACCACUUUUAUUCAUGGCCACUGGUCUACCGAAACAUUUAUUUCUUCCUACCAUGACAUUGCAAUCUUCGCCGGUCUGUACUUCGGGUAUAAGUUGUGGUUCCGAACUAAGACUGUUUCUUUGGAUGAGUCGCCCGUUGCUCGAUUCGUGCAGAUUGCGGAGAACAACCCCGAUCCACCGGAGGAGCCCGAGUCUAAAUGGGCUAAACUCAAUAUUUUGUGGGCUUGA